AUGGUCAGCACCAAGCGCAGACGAGACGACACCGAAGAGGAAGGGACACCACAAAAAAGACGCGCCCAUCUCGUCGACGAUGAAGCGACUGGCACCGACUCAGAUGUCUUGGAGGUGCAGACACCGUCGCGAAGGGCCAGAACUCAGCACCUGACAGACUUCGGAACGCCGAAGUCGAUCCUGAAGAAGACAGGUGCGGCCAGUGCCUCCAAUUUUGCCACUCCGAAGUCGAAUCGCAAAUUGUUGUUCGAGACGCCUACAGAUUCUGUGGAUGAAGACACUCGCCAUGGCACGCCAACAAUUGUCCGCAACGCCGACCGCAGCGCCAGACGCAAGAGCAACCAGCGGAUAUACGAACGGGCACUCCAUGGCGAGGAAGUUGACGAGGAGGCGCUCGACGAGGAGGAAACUCUAGCAGAACAGAUUCUGGAAGGUGAAAACGGAACAGCACCGAUAUCCACGGCACUAGAAGAAGUGCCUGUGCCGGAGACGCCGUUAAAACGUGGCAGAGGUCGACCGAAAGGCUCGGGGAAGAAGAAGCCCAAGUCACCGACGCCGCCAGCCGAGUUGCCGCCGCACGAGGAGUACUUCUGGCAAAACCGACCCGGUGGACUGAAGACAUCCAACAACACGCUCUCUACGCAAAGAUUGCUCAAUCACGACGAGUACUUUCAGGCCGUGUCCAACUACAACGACUGCCAUGAGCCUGAGGUAAAUUUCCUGAUUGAUUUACACGGCCGUGCCUUUGAUCAGUGGAUGUUCGAGCUUAAUGAAGGUUUCAAUGUUUGCCUCUAUGGCUAUGGCUCAAAACGCAUGAUAACUGAACAAUUUGCGGCUCAUCUGUAUCGCCGUCUCUUAGGGACGGCGCCUUACAACGGCUCGAGGAAAACUCCCAGGAUCGCAAUGAUCAACGCCUACGCUGCGGGUACUACGAUGAAAGAUCUCCUAAUGACCGUAGUAUCGACCAUCAUGCCAAUUUCUACCAAGCUGCCUAAUCAGCCGGCUGUACUGCUUGAUUUUGUGCUUGACUCUCUGUCAGACGAACCGCCUCCGCAUCCCGUCUUUAUCAUUCUAAACUCUAUCGACUCAUCAUCGCUACGGAAGUCGCCGAUACCAUCGAUGUUAGCUCGUCUCGCCGCUCAUCCGUCUGUCAGUCUGAUAUGCACAGCUGACACUCCCAACUUUGCACUGCUGUGGGACGUAGGUUUAAAGACGCAGUACAAGUUUCUCUUUCAUGACGCGACCACCUUCGCACCUUACGAUGCUGAAAUUGACGUCGUGGAAACUGUCAACGAGCUAUUAGGGCGUAGCGGCCGUCGCGUGGGAGGUCGGGAUGGGGUAGGUUUCGUCUUACGGUCACUGCCUGAGAAUGCGCGAUCGCUGUACCGCAUCCUCGUAAUGGAGCAGCUGACCCUGGAAAUCAUGGAGCAAGGCCUCGACGAAGAAGACGACGAUCCUACAGCAACGCCCAAGCCAAACAAGAUCGCAAAAGCCCGGACGACUGUCCCCGAGUUCAAUCGGGGCGUGGAGUACCGCGUCUUGUACCACAAGGCGGUGCAGGAAUUCGUCUGUUCUAGUGAAGUCGGGUUCCGAACCUUACUCAAAGAAUUCCACGACCAUCAGAUGCUUGAAAGUCGCAAAGAUGCAAUGGGGACGGAAAGAUUAUGGGUGCCAUUCAGGCAAGAAGAGUUGGAAGGCUUAGCAGAGGACCUUGCAAGCGAUGCAUUCUGA
Messenger RNA from Boeremia exigua, 1731 nucleotides. RefSeq names its product origin recognition complex subunit 2-domain-containing protein. Gene Ontology annotation, molecular function: DNA replication origin binding. The transcript has a single exon. Gene Ontology annotation, cellular component: nuclear origin of replication recognition complex; nucleus. Bases 1 to 1731 code for a protein of 576 amino acids. Gene Ontology annotation, biological process: DNA replication. The record is from RefSeq and is a predicted model, not a curated record. NCBI's taxonomy places the organism in Eukaryota, Fungi, Ascomycota, Dothideomycetes, Pleosporales, Didymellaceae.